Diuraphis noxia (Russian wheat aphid) is the source of this 858-nucleotide messenger RNA. It is a transcript of the gene galla-1, whose product is annotated as cytosolic iron-sulfur assembly component galla-1. The record is from RefSeq and is a predicted model, not a curated record. NCBI's taxonomy places the organism in Eukaryota, Metazoa, Arthropoda, Insecta, Hemiptera, Aphididae.
UUUGUAUUUUGUAAUCAGUAACUAUAUGUGCGAAACGAAAAAAAUUUAAAAUACCUCAUACUUAAAAACCAAUUUUGUGCAUAWAAUUUUUAUAUUUUAUCGAAUCUGAAGUACAAAGAAAAAUAUUUGCUCAUGAUUUUGACUAUAAGUAGUUUGUUGAUGAUGUUUGCUAAUCUCAUGCAACAAACAAAAAAAAUUAUUCAAGAGAAGUAUUUAAAAAAUGACAGUGGAAAUUCGACGGCGAAUACGAUUGCAAUUGAGGCUACAGACGAGCAACUCGAUGAAAAAACACAAGAAUUGAAGGACCAAAUCUAUGAUAUUAUUAGAACAAUUAAGGAUCCAGAGAAACCAGCUACUCUGGAAGACCUUAAUGUCGUGUAUGAAAAUGGAGUAGUGGUAAUCAAUCAAARAAACUUGAAAUUGUAUACUGUUCGAAUUGAAUUUAAUCCUACAGUACCACAUUGCAGUUUAGCUACUUUAAUUGGCCUUAGCAUAAGGAUUAAAGUUAUAAGAUCUAUUUUGGAGAAUGUUAAAUUGGAUAUAUACAUUAAAGAAGGUGCUCAYACAACUGAAGAAGAAAUUAACAAACAAAUAAACGAUAAAGAACGUGUUGCAGCUGCAAUGGAAAAUCCAAGUUUAAGAGAUGUAGUGGAAAAAUGUAUAAAAGAAGAAGAAUAAAAGUUUGUUUUAACUUUUAAGUAAAUAUUAUAUAUUUAUGUUUAAGUAAUAUUUUAUUCAAUUGUGUACGCCUUUUUAAUGAWYUAUUGAUGUAAAUUUUUUUAAAUUAUUUAUAUUAUAUGCAAAUUUAUCGCAAUAUAAUGGUUUAUUGWACUAUUUAAACAUUUGAAAUCAUAACCA